CACGCCCACGGUAAUGGCGCUUCCAGACUGGACUGUGUGUUUGCUUUGCGUUGCUUCAGUGUGUGGAGGUGUAUACAUUUGUCGUAUUAUUAAAUGUGCCAGAAAAACUCCAUGGAAAAAUACUCGAAUCGCUAAACUAAUGGCUCGCACAGAGAAACCACUGUUCUGGAUAGCGUACUCUCUUUAUACACGGACCAAACUCGGGUAUAUGUUCCAUAAGAGGCAGAUAAGGAAAGCAAGAGAGCGAUACCCCUCCGGCCACUCCAAAACUCAACCCACUACGAUAAACGGCAUCAAAAUAAUACCAGUACCCAUCCUAUUAGACAACUACAGCUAUGUGGUCAUUGACACGGCAUCGAAUCUGGCAGUUGUGGUGGACCCUGCCGACCCCCAGCCUGUUCAGGCAUGCCUAGAAGAAGAGGGAGUGACGUUGCAAGCUGUUCUCUGCACACACAAACACUGGGACCACAGUGGAGGGAACAGGGCUUUGAAGAGACGCUACAGUUCCUGCCGAGUGUAUGGGAAUGCUAUGGACAACAUUCCAGGACUUACACAUCCCCUCUCAGACAAAGACGCAAUAGGUUUCGGCACUCAGCUCCAGUUCAGGGCCUUUUUCACUCCUGGGCACACAGUGGGUCACAUGAUCUACCUGCUUGAUGGCCGGGCGAUCGGUGGCCCCAGCAGCCUAUUUUCAGGGGACCUGGUGUUCCUCUCCGGGUGUGGGAGAAUGUUUGAGGGUAAUGCCUUAACAAUGUUGUCAUCUCUGGACACAGUGGGAUCACUAAACGAUAACACUCUGCUUUGGCCUGGACACGAGUAUGCAGAAGCUAAUUUGUUGUUUGCUGCUGAGGUGGAGCCCUAUAAUGUUGUGCGGGAGCAGAAGUUACAGUGGGUGCUGCAACAGAGGGGUCAGAGAUUUUGCACGUGUCCAUCCACUCUGGCAGAGGAGAAACAGUACAAUCCUUUCCUACGAAGCCACGCCCAGGAUCUCCACCGGGCUCUGGGCCUGCAGCAGAAGCAAGAUGAAGACUGGACGUCAUACCGCGCCCGUGUUUUUGAGGAGUUGCGCAGACGCAAGGACAUUUAUAAGGGCCGAUAAAACUUUUGAUCUACUGAUAUUUGAAAGGAGUAACCACUGUAACAAUUCCAAGCUAAACAUGUUGUAAUCACUAUGUUUAAGUGCAUUAGAUCACUUUAAAUUAAAAACACCAAUGUGAAAUGUAUAGCAAGAGUGCAUAGUAAGGAAGACUUAGGCAUUAUUUUUUAUACAAAAACAUUUCUAAGGAUUUGGUAGACUUGCCAUUGUCUGAAGUUUUACAUUUCUAUUGUUAAGUAGUGUUAUCUUGUUGAUCCCCUAGGACAGCAUACCAGUAUUUUAUUACCUAUAUUAAGUGUAGUAACCCUGUUUUUGAAGGAUUCAAUUCAGUUUGUAUCACCAUAGUUGAAUAACUAAUGCCAUGAUUAAACUUUGGUUACUCUAGUGAAACUAAAUUUGCAGUUACCGUGGUUUUACAAAAGAUUCAUUUUUGUGGGGGAUUGACCCUGUGUUGAAAAUGUGCAGUGAAUCCCACAUUUGAACUACCAACUUUUGGAAUACAUAUGGUAUUGCAAGCACUGAUGUAUCAUCGUUUUGUGAUAAUAAAUCCAUAAAUCAUU
Triplophysa rosa is the source of this 1656-nucleotide messenger RNA. It is a transcript of the gene pnkd, whose product is annotated as PNKD metallo-beta-lactamase domain containing. Bases 14 to 1099 code for a protein of 361 amino acids. The transcript has 9 exons. Gene Ontology annotation, cellular component: mitochondrion. Lineage: Eukaryota; Metazoa; Chordata; Actinopteri; Cypriniformes; Nemacheilidae. Gene Ontology annotation, molecular function: hydroxyacylglutathione hydrolase activity. The record is from RefSeq and is a predicted model, not a curated record.